Epinephelus fuscoguttatus (brown-marbled grouper) is the source of this 2616-nucleotide messenger RNA. Its product is annotated as moesin-like. The record is from RefSeq and is a predicted model, not a curated record. Gene Ontology annotation, cellular component: apical part of cell; adherens junction; cytoskeleton. Gene Ontology annotation, molecular function: cell adhesion molecule binding; actin binding. Bases 326 to 2188 code for a protein of 620 amino acids. NCBI's taxonomy places the organism in Eukaryota, Metazoa, Chordata, Actinopteri, Perciformes, Serranidae. The transcript is spliced from 16 exons. Gene Ontology annotation, biological process: regulation of organelle assembly; positive regulation of protein localization to early endosome; positive regulation of early endosome to late endosome transport.
ACGUGUUUACGAUCAAAUCUGAGUUUCCCGCGGCGUUCCUGAAUCCGGAGUAGGUUUUUAGUAGCGUAGGCUUUUAUGUGCAAAUCUACACACAGAUUUACUCACUUUUCAUGAAUGAGACCCACAGUGUUUGGCUUUUUUUCAGUGUUAUAAUCAUUAAAAAGCAAAAGCAGCAUGUGUAUACAUUCAGUAGGCUGUAUCUUCAGUAGCUAGCUAGCUAGCUAGCUAGCUAACUCUACACUUUUCAGGACUGGAUUUUGGUUUUGGAACAGGGAAGAAUUGUAUAUCUUUUUCCAACCUCUCCAGGUAUUGCAAGCAGUUUCAUAUGACUCCGCAGAGAAAAGGCUACUACAAGCACCUCUCUGAAGAAGUGUUUCGACUACAGAUUAAAAAAACACAAAUGUCAACUUCCCCACCAACCUCUUGCGAUUGGAUGCUCCUGGUUGAACAGAAGAAUAUAAAUGUCCGGGUUACAACCAUGGACGCUGAGCUGGAGUUUGCCAUCCUGCCCAGCACAACUGGCAAACAGCUUUUCGACCAGAUAGUGAAGACCAUCGGGCUGAGGGAAACCUGGUUCUUUGGCCUCCAGUAUCAAGAUAGCAAAGGCUUCUCCACCUGGCUCAAGCUGAACAAGAGGGUGACAGCUCAAGAUGUGAAGAGGGACAACCCUUUGCUGAUUAAGUUCAGGGCCAAGUUUUACCCUGAGGAUGUCGCGGAUGAACUGAUCCAGGAGGCAACACAGCGCCUCUUCUUUCUGCAGAUCAAAGAAUCCAUCCUAAAUGAUGACAUAUACUGUCCACCCGAGACUGCGGUGCUCUUGGCCUCGUAUGCGGUUCAGGUCAAACAAGGAGACUACAGGAAAGACUAUCACGUACCAGGAUACCUCACAAGAGAGAAGCUGCUGCCACAGAGGGUUUUAGAGCAGCACAAGCUGAAUAAAAACCAGUGGGAGGAAAGAAUCCAGGUGUGGCAUCAAGAGCACAAGGGAUUGCUGAGAGAGGACGCCAUGGUGGAGUACCUCAAGAUAGCCCAGGAUCUGGAGAUGUACGGGGUCAACUACUUUAAUAUCAAGAACAAGAAAGGAUCAGAACUGUGGUUGGGAGUAGAUGCGCUGGGGCUGAACAUCUAUGACAAAAAGGACAAGAUGACCCCAAAGAUUGGCUUCCCCUGGAGUGAGAUCAGAAAUAUUUCCUUCAAUGACAAGAAGUUUGUCAUCAAACCAAUCGACAAGAAAGCUCCGGACUUUGUUUUCUACGUGCCCCGUCUUCGCAUUAACAAACGUAUCCUGGCAUUGUGUAUGGGGAAUCAUGACCUGUACAUGCGUAGACGUAAACCUGACACCAUCGAGGUGCAGCAGAUGAAGGCCCAGGCCAGGGAGGAGAAGAACAAGAGGCAGAUGGAGAGGGCUCUGCUCGAGAGUGAGAAAAAAAAGCGAGAAAAUGCUGAGAAGGAAACAGAGAAGAUUGCUCGUGAGACCAUGGAGCUGAUGGAGAGAUUGAGACAGAUUGAAGAGCAGACAAAGAGAGCUCAAGAUGAGCUGGAGGAGCAGACUCGCAGGGCUCUUGAGUUAGAGAAGGAGAGGACAAUUGCUCAGGAGGAGGCUGAGCGACUGGACAAGGACCGCAGAGCUGCAGUGGAGGCUAAAGCAGCCCUGCUGUAUCAUUCUGAAAGCCAGAUGAAGAGCCAGGAAAGCCUGGCCACUGAGCUGGCAGAGCUUACCUCUAAGAUCUCCCAGCUGGAGGAUGCCAAAAAGAAGAAGGAUGAGGAGGCGAAUAGAUGGCAGAAAAGGGCGAUGGUGGUAGAAGCUGAUUUGGAGCGAACCAAAGAGGAGCUGAAGUCUAAACUCAUGGGUGUCCACAUCCAAAAUUCAGUCCACCCUCAUAUGCACGAGCACGACGAGACAGAUGAAAGCAGUGCAGAGGCGAGCGCUGAGCUCACUUCUCCUGGCAUGGUCCGAGAUCGCAGCGAGGAGGAGAGGGUAACAGAGGCCCAGAAGAACCAGAGGCUGCAGAAAAACCUCAAGUUCCUGAGCACUGAGCUGGCUGGAGCUGUAGACGAGAGCAAAAAGACCCUAAAUGACCUGAUCCACGCUGAGAAUGUGAAGGCGGGCCGUGACAAAUACAAGACCUUACGUCAGAUUCGUCAGGGCAACACCAAACAACGCAUUGACGAAUUUGAGUCCAUGUGAGAGGGGCUGCUAUAGGCCCACUCACACCGAAAGCAAGAUAUGGAUAGAUGAUGAAAUCGGACAUGUUGAGAGAUUUUUAGUGAAAGAUUUAAGUGUAGAUGCAGAUUAUUACAUAGGGAUAAUUAACCUCACAGGUUGAAUAUGUUGGCAAAUGAUGCUGUUAUCACCUUUAAUGUCCAUGAUUUUAAUGCCAUUUCAUCUGGAAAUAAGUCAUCAGUAAAAACUGUUGAAAAUACAUUUGUAAUCCACGUCAGUCCAUGCUGUCAUUCAUGAACGCGUUUGCUGUUGUCCUUGUCAAUCUAAUUAUAUACAGCUUCAAUUUCAAUAUGCCAACUAAUGAAAACUUUACUGAAAUUGAUUAAUGACAGUGUAGACAUUUAAGGCACUUACAUCUAAAUGUUAAAUUCUCUAUUCUUUAUCACAGAAAU